UGGAUCCAGCCACCGUUGUAGCUAAAAUCACUGUGCUGUAGCUGUUCUCUCUCUCCCAAUUGAAGAAGGAAUAUGGCAACCAUCUUUGCUUGCACCCCUACCUCAACCAUCACCCCUGCAGCUCUUGCUCACAAACUAUCACCAAGGGUUGCAUCCCCAGUUGCCAUUGGGUUGCCAAAAAUGGAAAAGAGGGGGAAAGUGAUGUGUUCCAUGGAGAAGAAGCCUUCUGCUGAGGAGACUGGGUCAAACAUGGGCAUAGGUGCAUCAUUGGUGGCAGCAGUCUUUGCAGCUACCAUGUCAAGCCCAGCCAUGGCUCUGGUGGACGAGAGAAUGACCACUGAAGGAACCGGACUUCCCUUUGGUUUGAGCAACAACCUUCUUGGCUGGGCCCUGUUUGGUAUAUUCGGCCUGAUUUGGGCACUUUACUUUGUUUACACUUCCUCCCUUGAAGAGGAUGAGGAGUCUGGAUUGUCGCUCUAAGCCAAACCUUAUUUC
Messenger RNA from Durio zibethinus, 495 nucleotides. Its product is annotated as photosystem II reaction center W protein, chloroplastic-like. Gene Ontology annotation, cellular component: chloroplast thylakoid membrane; photosystem II; chloroplast. Gene Ontology annotation, biological process: photosynthesis; photosystem II stabilization. NCBI's taxonomy places the organism in Eukaryota, Viridiplantae, Streptophyta, Magnoliopsida, Malvales, Malvaceae. The record is from RefSeq and is a predicted model, not a curated record.